Condylostylus longicornis is the source of this 1865-nucleotide messenger RNA. RefSeq names its product inositol polyphosphate multikinase (gene Ipk2). Gene Ontology annotation, cellular component: nucleus; cytoplasm. Gene Ontology annotation, molecular function: inositol-1,4,5-trisphosphate 3-kinase activity; inositol tetrakisphosphate kinase activity. The coding region runs from base 598 to 1800 and encodes 400 amino acids. The record is from RefSeq and is a predicted model, not a curated record. The transcript has 5 exons. NCBI's taxonomy places the organism in Eukaryota, Metazoa, Arthropoda, Insecta, Diptera, Dolichopodidae. Gene Ontology annotation, biological process: inositol phosphate biosynthetic process.
UUCAUGAACAAAAAAAAAAGAAAAUUUACCAAUAUUCAUAUUAAAAAAAUUAAUUGGAAAUGAACUUUAAGUGAUUUUAAAAAAAAAAUUGAAUUCUAAUUAUAUUUAAUUAUUAAUAUUUUGUGAUUUAAUAAGUACAUGUGUAUAUAAUGUGGAAAUAAUAGUGGAGAAAAAAAAAUGGUCUCAGUUAUUGAAUUUUUAUGAUUAUUGAAGAAUCAUUUCACGAAUGAAUGAUUCUCGCUCGCUUUUGUUUAUGUUUUGGUUUUAAGUUCAAAAAAAGUUUUUUAGUGAAUAGCAAAAAAAAAAAAAGAAAUAGCUGGCUAGAGCUACGUAAAAAUUUUGUUUGAAUAAAAAAUUAAAAUAUUUAUAAGUGAAUUUUAACAAUAAACAUUUGGAUGGACAUGACAAGCCUUUAACACAAAGCGAAUGUAAUAUCGAAUUAGUUAUAUAAUUUAUUUUAAAAGCUACAAAUAAAAUAUUAAAUUUGUGUGCUUUACAAUUUAUUCAAUAUCACUUUUAAAAGUUUGAAAUCGACAAAAAAGAGAACAAAAGAAUUCAUAACAACAAAAUUGUAAAUUAAUAAAAACACAAAACAAAAUGGCAACUGAAAAUAUCUUUCAUAUACCACCUGGAACUGUUCCAUUAGAUACUCAAGUUGCUGGUCAUACUUGGGGUGAAAAUUCGGUUGGCUUAUUAAAAUUAAAAGAAGAUGCUUCAGUUUUAAAACCAUUAGGUAAACCAGAAUGUGGUGCACGUGAAAUAGCUUUUUAUGAAACAGUUUAUGGAUCAGAUAAUCCGAUAAUAUCAAAAUUAAAAAAUUUUACUGCUGAAUAUAAAGGACAUACAAAAAUAAAUAUAAAUGGGAGAGAGUUGGACUUCGUAAAACUUGCUGAUUUAACACAUAAUAUGAAAGAACCAUGUAUUAUGGAUAUUAAAGUUGGUAAACGUACAUGGGAUCCAUUAGCAACACCAGAAAAAAUUGCUGUUGAAAGAGAAAAAUAUGCAGCAUGUAAAAAUAAUUUAGGUCUAUGUAUACCAGGUUUUCAAAUUCAUUCAAUAACAGAUGGAAAAUUAAAACGUUUUGGUAAAGAAUUUGGUAAAAAAUUAACCCCACAUACAUUUAAAGAGACAUUAAGGCUGUUUUUAAAUUUUGAUGCGGGUAUUUGUCAACCAUUAGUUGAUGAUAUAUACAAGCAAUUAAAAUCAAUUCUAAAAUGGUCAAGCACUCAAACAUCUCUAAAAUUAUAUUCAAGUUCUAUUUUACUAGUUUAUGAUUCCAAAAGACUGAAGCAAUACCUGGAAAAAGGUUUUGCUAACAAUUUCAGGACAAAUAAUAGUAUCCCAAAUGAAGAUAUACUACCGUCCCAUAUUAACAAUAAAAUUAAGCACGAAUUCAUUAGUAGUAAUAAUGGUUUUGUUGAAAAGAAUGAAAAUGAAAAUAAUCCCAAUGAACAAGAAUCUUAUAAAAAUGGUUUAAAAGCACAAAAUAAAAUUGAAAUGAUAACUAGUAAAAGAAUAACAAAUGGUUAUCAUUUAUAUUUUGAUGAUAAUGAAGAUGAUAAUGAUAAUAGUGAUGAUAGUGAUAGUGAUAAUCAUGAUCAUAAUCCAAAAAGGGAUUGUUUAUUAAUAGAAAAUGAUGAAAUUAAUAAUAAAUCUUGGUCACAUGUUAAAAUGAUAGAUUUCGCACAUGCAUUUUUUAAUAACACCGAUGAUUUAACGCUUGAUACCAAUUAUUUAUUUGGUGUUGAAAAUCUUGUUCAAAUUUUUGAUGAAUUUUCCAAAGAAGCCAAUAACAUUUAAUUUUUAAGCCGAAUUUAUUGAAUUAUUUUAGAUUUCUAUGUUGUAUAUCAUUCAAUAUUGUUCAA